CUUUUUUCAUCUCCUCCUCUUUCUCACCAGCAGCCAUUCAUCUCUUAAGAGCUUACAUUCAGUUCUCUUUCAGAUCACUUCCAUUAUUUGCAAUACCAUGAGCACAAACAAUAACGCUGAUACCCUGCCACAUGUAUUGAUCGCAGGUGCUGGUCUCGGGGGAUUGCUCCUUGCCAUGUUGCUUGAGCGAGCUGGUAUAUCGUAUACGGUAUAUGAGAGAUCGCAGAAUCUUCGUGCCUUAGGAGCGGCGAUGGGGUUUGGGGCCAACACACUUCCAAUUUUUGAGCAGCUCGGUAUUCUCGAUGCUACUUACGAUAUAUCAUACCCUUGUUAUACGGUUCAGAUGUAUGAUUCCAAUAUGAAAUCCAUUGGAGGAUUCGACUUUGAUCAUUACAAGGAGCGAACCGGUUACGAUACCAUCAUGUUUUCGAGGCCAGACCUUCAUAAUUUGCUUCGUUCUCAUGUCCCAGCUGAGAAAAUUUUGUUGGGCAAACGGAUCCUAUCGCUGUCGCAGGAUGAUGAUAGUGUCACUAUUAAAUGCAGUGACGGUACAUCCUACAAGGGCGAUAUCCUUGUAGGCGCUGACGGUGCAUACAGCGCAGUGAGGCAGAGCCUAUACCAGCUCAUGGCAAAGAAUGGAGAGGCGUUGGGGACAGAUGCGGACGAUCUGACUGCUGGACACAUCUGCAUGGUUGGAACCACAGGUCCAUUGAGUGCUGAGAAAUACCCCGCUCUCAAGGAUACAUUUUCACAUUGCAAACGAAUUGUUGCCAAUGAGUCCAAGUAUUCGUGGUCAGUAGUAACGGUGCCUGGAAAUCGGAUAUGUUGGGCCGUUAUCCUUCAAUUGGACAGUACAGAGUCCAAAGAUGCGGCAUUCCGGAACUCAGAAUGGGGACCUGAAUCCAAUGCGACAAUGAUAAAAGAGUGCUACAACUUCCGCAAUCCUUUAGGAGGCGUCAUGGGAGAAUUGAUGGAUGCUACCCCUAUAGAAAUGAUCUCCAAGGUGUUUUUAGAGGAUAGAAUGUUUGAGACGUGGAAUUAUGGACGAACUGUACUUAUUGGUGAUGCUUGCCACAAGUUCCUGCCGAGUGCCGGACAAGGAGCUCAGAGUGCGUUUCAAGACGCCGUCAUUUUGGCAAACACCUUAUACGACAUGCCUUCAUUCACACUUGAAAACAUCAAAGCAGCUUUUAAAGAAUUUAAGGAUCAACGUUUUGGUCCAGCGACAACCCAGAUGGACAAGAGUAAAGUCAUGGGUACCCUGCUUUACGGACAGAUAUGGAGUGAACGCAUGACACGACACAUGAUUUUCAACUGGAUCCCUAAGAGCAUUCAGACACAACAGUUCCUCAAAGAUACUGCAUAUCGCCCGCAAUGCACUUUCUUGCCAUUUGUUAAGAAUCGAGGCACAGUUACUGUAUUGGAACAAAAGCCAUCCAAGAAGCAUGCAGAACAACAGACUAGAAGAGCCACUGUUGCGGUGAUUUAAUCGUACGAAGUAACUAUUUAUAUUUACUACACAUAAACAGUACUGCAUAUGCAACAACACCAUGAAAAAUGCGCAUGUAAAUAUACAUAUACAUCUAGUGAACUGAAAUAUAACAACACAGCAGUAUUCAGUAAAUUGGGCUUUUUUGGAGAAGCAGGGCCAACAACAAAGACGC
Lobosporangium transversale is the source of this 1664-nucleotide messenger RNA. RefSeq lists its product as hypothetical. NCBI's taxonomy places the organism in Eukaryota, Fungi, Mortierellomycota, Mortierellomycetes, Mortierellales, Mortierellaceae. The transcript has 7 exons. The coding region runs from base 98 to 1489 and encodes 463 amino acids. Gene Ontology annotation, molecular function: FAD binding. The record is from RefSeq and is a predicted model, not a curated record.